AUGUGGUCUCGAGAUACUCGAGGCUCAUACCCACGUUCCCCUUCUUCUUUGUCUGCGCGAAAGAAUGUAGACGAGGACGAUGCGGAUAGGGAAGCGCUCCUGCCUGCUGCCGAUGGCGUCGAGCACGAGAGAGAUGCGAUUAGCGAACACACUUUGGUCAAUCCAGCAGCUGGCACGCGCGAGACCAGCUUAGGCAAUCCUCAAGAGCCAGUAUCAGCUCCAUCGUUUCCACAAGCUCAGGCAAGAGAUGCAUAUGGCGCGGAGCUCACUCCCGAAUGGGCAGCUCUCUCUUCCAUGCAGAGGUCUAGCGUGUAUGGGGCCUUUGUGGUCCUAGGCGCAGCUGUGCUUUUGCCAUUGUGAGUGCUUAUUCAGCCUUUUACAGAGCUAGUAGCAAGGGGAACGCACUUAGCCCUAGCGGCGCAUAUGAUAGCUGAUCCGGUUGCCGUUUCUGCCCGUCCAUUCUCCCCUCACGAUGUUGCACGCAGCAAUGCAUUGAUUACACCUUCGGAAUACUAUCGAGGCCUCUUUGCGGCCACGACGCACUCGGACAACUUCAUGUCGUACAUCAUCUCCAUUUACAAUGUGGCCACGAUCAUUUUUGGAGCUCACGCAACAGCAAGUGUUGUACGCGUCUCGCCAUAUCGACGCACAGUCUGGUCCAGUGUAGUCGUGUUUAUCACCCUAUCGCUGAUCACUGUUUGGAUCGGCGGAUCCGCCGCAGAAGCUCAGACAAAGUCAGACAGAGCUGGGACAGAGACGUCCUUCUGGACCCUCAUGCUCAUCACAGCUGUAUUGGCCAUCGCGACAGCAUACUUGCAGAAUGCCGUGGUUGCAAUGUCGUCCCUCUUUGGCGGCAAAGCGAUGGGCGCCAUGUUGGCUGGUCAAGGCUUUGUUGUGAGUCGGCAAGCUGGCACCAGGCUCGAAUUUCUUGCGAGCUAAUUGAUACACUCCGCGAGUCCCUGUGAAGGCCGCAGCUGUAUCGCUCAUCCAGCUUCUUGCAACUGUCAGCAGCGUUCGAUCGAGCCAAGCUGCACUUGCUCUGGGAAAGCAACCAGAACCGGCAUUUGCUUCAGCUCGAGCUUCGGCACUCAUUUUCUACAUCUGGACGUGCGCAUUCAUGCUGCUCACUCUACUCGUUCUGGAGGUUCUCAGCCGCUCAGCUCUGUACCGAGUUGUUACAGCUCAACACGGUCGCAGCGGCAACGCUCUCAGCUCGGAUCCUUCGCCAGCGACCACUCCCGAGCUUGCGGACCCAAGGGCGAAGGGCUGGGAGUCUGGUGCAGGCCUUGCACGAUUCAUCCCUAGCAAGUGGAGGACAACUGCGGCCAGUCUCAGGGCUGUCCAGAGCCAGCUCGUCGCACUGAGCGUAGCGAUUGCUUGGUGUUUCACAGUCACGCUGGCAUUGUUUCCUGCGCUUACGAGUCGCGUCAGGCCAUGGCCGAGAGAUGCAGGUGGUAGUCCCUCGGAAUCAGAGCCGCUAUGGAGAGGUGAGUAUUGAGCACUCCGUGCCGUGUCAGCCAAAUCAACACACUGCUGACCCUCGAUCAUCUCAAACCCACAGAUCCUCUGAUCUUUGUGGCCCUGCAUUACUUGGUCUUCAACGCUUCCGACCUGCUGGGCCGACUCUUGCCUUCAUUGUUGCCUAAAGCUUUCUUGCUGGAGAGCCGACGAGCCAUCAUUUUCUGGGCAGGCAUGAGGGAAGGUUUCUUGGGCAUGAUGCCCAUGUGCAACGUGAGCCGUCAAGGAGCCACAAAACCAGCAGGGGCCACCUCAGCGUCGCUGGCUCUGCCGGCAUCAGGUCGAAUCGGCUCGAUUGCUAGCCUUGCGAUUCGCGCAGCCACUACAGCCGCUGCGAGCACUGCGGCUUCAGACGACGGACUCUGGGCUGCAGUCGCUAGAGAAAGAAGGCCGAGGCUGGGAGACGCGACCUUUUUCGUACUUGUCCUGCUGCUCGGAUUGUCCAACGGUAUCCUGAGCACCUCUAUCAUGAUCGUAGGACCACGUCGAGAAGGAGUCAAAGAUCACGAGCGAGCGUGAGUGGAUGAGCCUAGUAUCAGACACCGAUGAUGCGUCCGUUCUGCGCAAAGCGACUGACAAGCACAUUACGCCGUCUGAUUCCGCUCCAUGAACAGACUAGCAGGUACGAUCCUGGCUUUCUGGCUCACUAUCGGUUUGGCAGCGGGCUCGUUUGCAAGCUUCAUUUGGUCGUAA
Messenger RNA from Ceraceosorus bombacis, 2211 nucleotides. The record is from the annotation of a GenBank genome assembly. NCBI's taxonomy places the organism in Eukaryota, Fungi, Basidiomycota, Exobasidiomycetes, Ceraceosorales, Ceraceosoraceae.